Pocillopora meandrina is the source of this 2757-nucleotide messenger RNA. The record is from the annotation of a GenBank genome assembly. NCBI's taxonomy places the organism in Eukaryota, Metazoa, Cnidaria, Anthozoa, Scleractinia, Pocilloporidae.
GCUGAAUUGAACCAAGAUGGCGGAGGACGAAGCGGGAGGCUCAAGUCUCGAUGAUUUUAAGAAAGCUUGCUUAGUCAGGAAUCAAAAUGAAAAAAAGCGAAGAGAUCGGUUUAACAACCUGGUGAAUGAACUAUCUGCUUCUCUGCCUAUGCGAGGGAAAAAACUAAGCAGAAACAACGUUCUGAAAUAUUGCAUAGAAUACUUCCGCCACACUCAGCAGCUUGCCACGACAUCAAGCAGCAACAGUCUUGAGAGGGUUUGUGGAAGUUGGCAACCGGAUUUUAUUACGAGCGAAGAAUUCCGUCAAACUAUGCUUGAUGGAUUAGAUGGUAUUGUAAUUGCGAUCGAUGAUUCAAGCAAAAUAUUUUUUGCUUCGAGUAGCGUGUUCCCCUGCCUUGGUUACGACUGUAAAACCCUUCAGAACAGCAGCAUUUUAGACUUGGUGCAUCCAGAGGAUCAAAGAACGAUUUAUGCUCUGCUUACAGCUUUUGACAAGGAUAAUACAAUCAGUAGACCAGCACAGAUGUUUUCCUGUCGCCUUCGUUUUGCUCCACGAAGCGCAGAGUUCAGAGGCGGGUUCGUACCCUUUAGUUGUAUUGGCAGGACUUUUAGAACUGAUCAAACAAGGGGGGAUCGCUUUAUUGUGUUUCUGGGGCGAGUUACAACUUUACCGAAAUUGAAUAAAACUGUUGUGCUAGCUGAUAAUGAACAUGUUUUGAAAUUCACAACGAGAUUGGAUAAAAUGUGGAGGUUUCAAUGUGUGGAAAGAGGUACGACCAUGGUUCUGGGUUACUAUCCUUUUGAGUUGCUUGGACAGUGUUUGUAUGAAUAUUGUCAUGAAGAUGAUUUGGCCAAUCUUACAGAGUACCACAAUAUGCUUCUUUAUUCAGGGGUAAUAACAACUUGUUGUUAUCGUCUUCUCGCCAAAGGACAAGUUUGGAUCUGGGUACGCAGUCGCUGCCAUGUGUCAUAUAGUCCACUGGACUCAAAACCAGAUUCUGUUAUUUGUGUCACUUGGCCCAUGAAAGGCACUGAAUUCAGUGCCUUAAACCAGCGGGAAAUCCUGGAGAGGGAUCGACAAAUAUUCUCUCAAAUUCUUGAAAAGAGUGGUGAAAAACUGCUCAGCUCAAAUUUUUGUAGUGGCACUCAAAAAAAUGCAGUAACAGCUUCAUCACCACCUUCUUCUUCACCAUCUCUAAAUCCAAUUCUGAAUAAGAAUGAAAUUUUGGAACAGAGCCAUGCAGUUACAGCAUGUGAGGAACUUCCACUGGGAUUGUCAACAAUGCAAUCCAGUUUUUCCAUAACUUCAGACCAUGGCAUGAACUUGGCUGCACCCCAGAAUGUUGAUGCUGGCGUUUGGCCUGUUGGAGGUGUUGACAGUGCUGCAGUUGUCAUAUCAAAUGACAACCACUUUAACUCAAGCGACCCAUUAGUCUACUCAAUGGAAAAUGUUGAUGAAAAGAGCUUAUUGCUAGCAGAUCAUGAUCAAAUGCCAGAAUCUUUGUCAUUUUCACAAUGGGUGCUCCACUUACAUCUGAGAGACCAAUACAAGAGUCUUACAGACUCCAUAAGGCAGCAGUCUGAGCAAAUUUCUGUCAUACAAAGACAGCUGGCAAUUCAAAAGGAAUUAUCUACACUCAGUGAUGAACUAGAGGUUCAACAAAAACGGAAGACACUGAACCUCAAAAAUACAGUGGAUGAAAUCAAAUCUGUUAUUCAGCAAAAGAUGAAAGAACUGCAAGAAUGUACUCAAUUAUCCAGCAUUUAACAGAAUUCACCAUUUGUAUGCUUUGACCUUGUUCAUAUUUGAAUCCAUGUGGUUGAAGUAUUAUGCACAAAGUAAUGCUUCAUUUUGAUAAUUAAAUUUAAAUUAAAUUACAUUUAAAUCCAGUAUGGUUCCACAAAAAAUCAUUCCAGCUGUCUUAUUGCAUGUUCAACAACUGAGCUGUUAAUACAUUUUGUCAAAUGUUGGUAAUGCCUUGCCAUCAAUUAUGACUUAGACCUAAGAGAAUAUUAAUAUUUUAACAUUUCAGGGGAUGAAAAUGUUGUGUUUCUGAGUUGUAAUUAUCUAGUUUGAAUGUUGUCUUACUUGUUUCUAUUACUCUAAGUUGGGGUUUUGGCCUUUUUGGUUUGCAAUAUUGUACUGUCUACAAAUUGCAUUUCAGUUUGAAAUGCAGUAUCUCUCUUUAAAUUACUCAUUUUAAUCAUUUUGGUGCUAUUCAGAAUUUCUGUUGAAGUCCCAAAAUUGAUGAUCAAACUACAUAGCCCACUGUAUUUCUCUGUCAGGAAAUGUUUCCUCUCAAAUAAGUUCCACAAAACCCACCACCCCUCCUCCCCUAAGUAUGAGCAUUCAUGCUAUUUAAGUCUAGCAGCCCAGAACAUCAUUGUAAACUGGCCAAUCAGUUUACACAACCACACUUAAAGCACUCAACUGUCUGACAACUCUUUAUAUGACUGUGAUUAUAACUUCUGCCUAAGUUGCCAAACUGGAAGGUACUUCUACCAACAACAGCCCUUCUUAGACUUCAUGAUUGCUACUUUUGCUGUAAACAAAUGUAAGAUAUAUAUAUUUAAUGAGUGCAAAACUCAUUUGAUAUGAAAGCAUAAUCAUUAAUGGUUACAACACUUUUUGCAUAUUGGAUCAGAUAACAAUAAAGGAAAAAUAUUAAGGCAUUUUUUUUCAUCGCAUUAAUCUUUAUUGUUAAGGUUAGAGCUGAAUCAUAUUACAGAAGGAAAUAGCUUUCCCUAAAAGUGUUC